AUGAAUGCGGACCCCGUUUGCAUGCGAGGCUCAGAGGUAGGUGGCGAGGAUGCUCAGCGUGUCGAUAUCGGAGCGCACCUUGGUCUCAACGGAAUCGGCAAUCUGGAGUUCUGUGUUCUCGGAUCCGGACAGAGAUGCUUUGCUCGCUGGUUGAACGGCAUCUGGAGUAGCUGGACCAGCGAUGAAAUCAACACUGCCGUGGUGAAAUACAAUUCAUAUCGUGACUGUAGGAUCGUGGCGAUGGCUUUUGGAUACGGUGAUUCCUAUGUGAUUUCAUACGGAACGGCCUCGAACAUGAAGCAACUCGGCAAUUGGUUCGAUCUCAAAGGGUACUAUCCGGAUCUUUAUCAGACGCUGCAAUCAAACAAGCCUCUGAGUAUAUAUGCUAUUGCGCUCGAUCCCACGAGUACGACGAACUAUAUCUUGGUUUGGGGGUACCACAAAGAUGGGCUCUAUCGUAGCUGGUGGGAUCAGGAAUACGUCAGCAUCAUUGUCGACGUCGCCCUGAGCUUCAUCUCCGAAAUCCGCAUUCAGGAACCGCACAAAGGCAUCCCCGACCUGAUCCGCCGCUAG
Penicillium alfredii is the source of this 573-nucleotide messenger RNA. RefSeq lists its product as uncharacterized. Lineage: Eukaryota; Fungi; Ascomycota; Eurotiomycetes; Eurotiales; Aspergillaceae. The transcript is spliced from 5 exons. The record is from RefSeq and is a predicted model, not a curated record. Bases 1 to 573 code for a protein of 190 amino acids.